Perkinsus marinus ATCC 50983 is the source of this 651-nucleotide messenger RNA. RefSeq lists its product as hypothetical. The transcript is spliced from 7 exons. Lineage: Eukaryota; Perkinsozoa; Perkinsida; Perkinsidae. The coding region runs from base 1 to 651 and encodes 216 amino acids. The record is from RefSeq and is a predicted model, not a curated record.
AUGUUGAACAGUGAUGAUGAUGAAAGCUCUUCUUCUUCUAACCCAUCCCCCCUUACCGCACCUGAUGCUCAAUUAUCAUGUUCAAGGAGGCUUACACCAUCUAAUGUUAUUGACUUUAUAUAUGGUAAUCAGCCAAUACAGAAAAUAGGGAAGACUUUGGAUUUCACCAAUGAGGGAACAUUAAGGAACACUCUUACCUCAAUGGAUAAGGAUACUACCUUACAUAUGCUAUUUAAUGAUUGUUUAGGAGAUACUAAGAAUCACUGUGGUCAUCGGGAGAAUCACAACAACAAAAAGAAGAAUAAGAAGAGCCCAUCACAAUGUAUUAAUGAUAUGAUAUUAUCAACACCUAGCUCCACUAGUACUAUGAGAGGGCAGUUAAGACAUGAAGUAUCGGACAAAUCAGUAGUAACCACUAGUAAUGACACUGGAAAAGUGUUGGAUUUGAGCUCACCAUCGUCGGAUAUUAUCCGUAAAUCAAUUGAUAAGCUGGAUAAGACCCUCCCUAUACGUCUACUAUUCGGUUCAUGUGAUGAGGAACGAGCACUCCCUGAUCUCCGCCCUGAUAAGGAUUAUAUCGCUUUAGUAUACAUCAACAAUCGUGCCGUAUCAGGAUACAGUAUCAUCAUCCUUCCCAACAGUAUCCUUUAA